UGAUGCUUAUCUGUGUGUAAAUCGAUGGGAUAAUUAUGUUUAAGAAAAGAGGAAACGUUAAAAAACAUGAGAAGAACUGUGAAUUGGGAUGGACGGGGUUGACUGGUGGGGGUACAGUAUAUAGCGAGCGGUGCCGGCAAUGCCGCUCAGUCGUCUCCGCGCCCCUCAUGUGUACGAAGUACGGUUGUAUCCAGUUUGAAGCUAGAAAAUGAGGUACGCAGAGUUUAAUAUGAAAAACGAGACGACGUACGUGGAUUUCGCGAUGGACGGGCCGAUAAUGGCCAAAGUUGCGGCGAUGGUGUCGCUCGCGGUGACUUCGUUCCUCUUGGGCAUUCUGCCGAUCAAGCUGGCCUCCAUCCUAAAAUGGAACACCUCGGAGACGCACGGGCACGGACACGGCACUCCGCAGUGUCUGCCGGUAUACAUACUGCUCAGUUUCGGCGGCGGCGUCCUUCUCUAUACGACUUUCAUGCACCUGCAGCCGGAAGUCAGGGAGGGCAUGGAGGUAGUGUCCAAAACAGGCAUUAUUCCCCAUUCUCUCUUGGAUUCUGGGCUUAACCUCUCCGAGCUGAUAUUCUGCCUGGGCUUCUUCUUCGUGUAUCUCAUUGAGGAGCUAGUUCACUCUCUUCUCGACAGAACUAAGGACGAAGAAGACAUGCUGGCACUUCACAGGUCCAUCAGUAUAAGGAAAAAGUGCAGAGCAGGCAAUCUGAUACCGAGAAUCCAAUUGCCGCAGCCGAACCAGUCGCCGCCGUCUACUAUUACCGCCAGCACUCAAGUUUUGAUUAAAGACAGCUUCUAUAAAAAAAACUCUAUAGAUCCUGUGGAAAAUAUGAUACCCCCGACGAACGUUUUCGCGCCGUCCGAGGCCGGAUCAGACCGUACGUUACCAAACGAUACAGCGAAUUCGGUCGCCAAGUCUUUCCGGGGUUUAAUCGCAGUCGUGGCUCUGUCGUUCCAUGCCGUUUUCGAAGGACUUGCAGUUGGUCUGGAGAAGGACACGGCCAACGUCUGGUACCUCUGUGCCGCUGUGGCGACUCACAAAUUGGUCAUCGCCUUCUGUGUAGGUGUCGAGCUGGUCUCCACCGGCACAAAAAAACUGCUCGUCGUGCUCUAUAUGGCCACCUUCGCUCUCGUCACCCCCCUGGGGAUCGGCAUCGGCCUGGGCAUGACAUACCACGAAUCCUCGCUCGAGUCACCGCAAAUGGCGCUCGCCUCCGUCAUUCUUCAAGGGCUCGCCUCGGGCACACUUCUCUACGUUGUGUUUUUUGAAGUCUUACAAAGGGAAAAACUAGGACGACACGGGAUGGUGCAGUUCCUCUCUAUAAUGGCUGGAUUUAUUGUUAUGGUCGGCCUAUCUCUUAUAAUUGGCCAUCAUCAUCAUCAUCAUCAUCAUCAUCACGAUCAUGGACAUGACCAUGUACACGACCACGACGAAGGAAUCAACGAUCACUCGUGAGAAUUACAGAUUUAAAUGGAACGGCUGGAAAUUCGCCCUUCUGACAAUUUUUUUAAAAAAUCUUUUUCUUUUUAACUAGUGCGCAAGCCGAUGUAUAUACAUUCAAGUUUUAACGGUUGGAAAUAUACCGAAAGAUCUUUUUUUUCUACAAUUUUUAAGAAUUUUUUUUUACUAAACCAAAGCGUUUUUAUUAUUCUCCUAUUUU
Messenger RNA from Cimex lectularius (bed bug), 1664 nucleotides. RefSeq names its product zinc transporter ZIP3-like. Gene Ontology annotation, cellular component: plasma membrane. The record is from RefSeq and is a predicted model, not a curated record. Gene Ontology annotation, biological process: zinc ion transmembrane transport. Gene Ontology annotation, molecular function: zinc ion transmembrane transporter activity. Bases 209 to 1459 code for a protein of 416 amino acids. The transcript is spliced from 2 exons. NCBI's taxonomy places the organism in Eukaryota, Metazoa, Arthropoda, Insecta, Hemiptera, Cimicidae.